AGAGAAAAAUAGAGGGGGGGAGAGGAGAAGCAGAGUGUGAGUGAGAGCAGAGUGAAGGGUUGGUUAGAAAUUUAGAAUAGGCAGGAGGCAGAGAGUUUAUUAGCUAGUAGGGAGCAAGAAAGAAACACUCCAUGCUUGUGAGGCUCAUGAGAUGAGAUGAACAGGGGGUGGUGGUGGUGCCUGGUGUGAGGCUGUGAGGUAUGAUGGUGGGAGGAGAGCUUGUGCUGGCUGCUGUGGUGAUCCUGCUUGCCUUGCUCCUGACCCUGGUGCUGAGCCACUUCCUGCCUUUGCUCCUGAAUCCCAAGGCUCCCAAGGGCAGCUUUGGGUGGCCUCUCCUCGGUGAGACGCUGAGGUUUCUCAAACCUCAUGCUAGCAACACCCUGGGCAGCUUCCUGGAGGAUCACUGCUCCAGGUAUGGGAAGGUGUUCAAGUCCCAUCUGUUCUGCACCCCCACCAUAGUGUCCUGUGACCAGGAGCUGAACCACUUCAUCCUUCAGAAUGAGGAGAGGCUGUUUCAGUGCAGCUACCCCAGGCCAAUUCAUGGCAUUCUGGGCAAGUCCUCCAUGUUAGUGGUCCUAGGGGAGGACCACAAAAGGCUCAGGAACCUUGCUCUAGCACUGGUCACCUCCACAAAGCUCAAGCCCAGCUACCUUGGUGACAUUGAGAAGAUUGCACUGCAUAUAGUUGGGUCAUGGCAUGGCAAGAGCAAGGACAAGGGGAGGGUCAAUGUCAUCGCCUUCUGCGAGGAGGCAAGAAAGUUCGCAUUCAGUGUAAUAGUGAAGCAGGUCCUGGGGCUGUCACCAGAGGAGCCGGUCACUGCCAAGAUACUUGAGGAUUUUCUCGCCUUCAUGAAGGGUCUCAUCUCUUUCCCUCUCUACAUCCCAGGGACACCCUAUGCCAAAGCUGUGCAGGCCAGAGAGAGGAUAUCAAGAACUGUGAAGGGUAUUAUUCAGGAGAGGAGGAAUGCUGGAUCAAGCAACAAGGGCGAUUUCCUUGAUGUUCUGCUUUCAAGCAAUGAGCUCUCUGAUGAGGAGAAAGUGAGCUUUGUGCUGGAUUCCUUACUAGGAGGAUAUGAGACCACCUCACUCUUGAUCUCCAUGGUUGUCUAUUUCCUUGGGCAGUCAGUUCAAGAUCUGGAACUAGUGAAGAGGGAGCAUGAAGGCAUAAAAUCGAAGAAAGAGAAGGGGGAGUUCUUGAGCUCUGAGGACUAUAAGAAGAUGGAAUAUACCCAACAUGUUAUCAAUGAGGCACUGAGAUGUGGCAACAUUGUCAAGUUUGUCCAUAGGAAGGCUCUCAAAGAUGUCAGAUACAAAGAGUAUCUGAUUCCUUCUGGUUGGAAGGUCCUACCUGUUUUCAGUGCUGUUCAUUUGAACCCCUUACUUCAUGGAAAUGCCCAACAAUUUCAGCCCUGCAGGUGGGAGGGUGCAAGCCAAGGGACAAGCAAGAAGUUUACGCCGUUCGGCGGUGGCCCCCGGCUUUGCCCUGGAUCAGAGCUUGCCAAAGUAGAGGCUGCUUUCUUCCUCCAUCACCUUGUGCUCAAUUAUAGAUGGAGAAUUGAUGGCGAUGACAUUCCGAUGGCAUACCCGUACGUGGAGUUCCAGAGAGGUCUGCCCAUAGAAAUCGAGCCACUUUGCUCUGAAUCAUGACUGGUUUGCGGUUUCAGCCACGGAGAGCAAGUGCAUCGAUCAAUCAGUCCCGCAAGCGAGGGGAAGAUGCACGCAAGAAAACGGAGAGGAUUAGUCAGUGA
Oryza brachyantha (malo sina) is the source of this 1747-nucleotide messenger RNA. Its product is annotated as cytochrome P450 724B1. The transcript has 9 exons. Gene Ontology annotation, molecular function: oxidoreductase activity, acting on paired donors, with incorporation or reduction of molecular oxygen; monooxygenase activity; heme binding. The coding region runs from base 201 to 1646 and encodes 481 amino acids. Gene Ontology annotation, biological process: sterol metabolic process. The record is from RefSeq and is a predicted model, not a curated record. NCBI's taxonomy places the organism in Eukaryota, Viridiplantae, Streptophyta, Magnoliopsida, Poales, Poaceae.